Molecule: messenger RNA, 1215 nt
Organism: Saccharomycopsis crataegensis
Lineage: Eukaryota; Fungi; Ascomycota; Saccharomycetes; Ascoideales; Saccharomycopsidaceae
Gene: YDJ1
Product: type I HSP40 co-chaperone YDJ1
Exons: 1
Coding region: 1-1215 (404 amino acids)
Biological process (GO): response to heat; protein refolding
Cellular component (GO): nucleus; cytoplasm; cytosol
Molecular function (GO): Hsp70 protein binding; ATP binding
Source: RefSeq, a predicted model, not a curated record
AUGGUGAAGGAAACCAAAUUGUACGACCUUUUAGGGGUUUCACCAGAUGCUUCAGACACCCAAAUCAAGAAGGCUUAUAGAAAAGCUGCUUUGAAAUACCAUCCAGAUAAGAACCCUAGCGAAGAAGCUGCCGAAAAAUUCAAAGAAAUCACUUCAGCUUACGAAGUCUUGUCAGACGAAACCAAGAGAACACAAUACGAUGAAUACGGUACUGAGGGUCCAGGUAUGGGAGGCAUGGGAGGAAUGGAUCCUAACGACAUCUUUUCACAAUUCUUUGGUGGCGGUAUGUUCGGUGGUGGUGCUGGCGGACGUCCACAAGGUCCAAAAAGAGGUAAAGAUGUCAAACACAGCCUUGAAGUGUCUUUGGAAGACCUUUACAAGGGUAAGACCACAAAAUUGGCCUUGAACAAGACUAUCUUAUGUAAAUCUUGUGACGGUAGAGGUGGUAAGGAAGGAGCUGUUAAACAAUGUACCGGCUGUGGUGGUAAUGGUGUUAAAUUUGUUACUAGACAAAUGGGUCCAGUCAUUCAGAGAUUCCAAACUGAGUGUGACGCUUGUCAUGGUGAAGGUAGUAUCAUCAAUCCAAAAGACAGAUGUACCACUUGUAGAGGUAAGAAGACUGUGUCUGAAAAGAAGAUUCUUGUCGUUCACAUUGAUCCAGGUAUGAAGGAUGGCGAAACUGUCACUUUCAGAGGCGAAGGUGAUCAAGCUCCAGACACCAUUACCGGUGACGUUAUCAUUAUAAUCCACGAAAAGGAACACCCAGACUUCACCAGAAAGGGCAAUGACUUAUUCAAGAAACAAAAGAUUGACUUGUUGACUGCUAUUGCCGGUGGCGAAAUUGCCUUCCCACACAUUAGUGGUGCAUGGAUCAAGACAGAAAUCUUGCCAGGUGAAGUGAUUUCUCACGGUGUUGUGAAGGUUAUUCCAGACCAAGGUAUGCCAAUUAGAAGAGUUGGUGGUCACGGUAACUUGUUUGUUACUUUUGAGGUUGAAUUCCCUAAGAAUGGUUUCGCUUCUGAAGACAAACUCAAGUUAUUGGAACAAGUAUUGCCUGCUAGACCAAAGGUUAAGAUUCCUGCAGGUAAGGAAAUUGAUGAAGUUCAGUUAGAAGAAUUUGAUCAAUCCAAGCAUGCCUCUGGUAGAAGAGGUGCUGCAGAUGAAGACGAAUAUUACGAGGAAUCCGGUCCAGGUGUCCAGUGUGCCUCUCAAUAA